AUGCAGGAAGUGAGUUUUCAUCGACUGCUGCAGUCUCCCAGUGUCCGUGGAGAUCAGGCUCUCUUCAGAUACGGAGACAGUUCCACCGGAGGGGGAGUAUAUAGAGGAACACAGGGGUCUGUACAAGGUCGUGAUGAUGGAGAAUCACCGGCCCCUCACAUCACUGGAUGGGCCCAGUAACAGAGAUACCCCAGAGAGAUGUCCCCGUCCUCUGUAUUCCCAGGACUGUACAGAGGAGAAUCACAGGAUCGCACAGGAGGAUCAGGUAGAACGUCUUUCUCGUAUAAAGGCAGAAGAUAUAGAGGGAGAAGAAGAGAUGUAUGUGACUGAUAUAAAGGUAGAAGAUAUAGAGGGAGAAGAAGAGACAUAUGUGACUGAUAUAAAGGCAGAAGAUAUAGAGGGAGAAGAAGAGACGUAUGUGACUGAUAUAAAGGUAGAAGAUAUAGAGGGAGAAGAAGAGACGUAUGUGACUGAUAUAAAGGCAGAAGAUAUAGAGGGAGAAGAAGAGACGUAUGUGACUGAUAUAAAGGCAGAAGAUCCAGAGGGAGAAGAAGAGACGUAUGUGAGGGGUGAUCAGCAGUGUAAGGAGGAGGAGAUCCCUACAGAUAUCAGCACAGGCUCUUCCAGAGAUACGGAGACAGUUCCGACGGAGGGGGAGUAUAUAGAGGGAUACAGAGGUCAUUACAAGGACGUGAUGAUGGAGAAUCACCGGCCCCUCACAUCACUGGAUGGGCCCAGUAACAGAGAUACCCCAGAGAGAUGUCCCCGUUCUCUGUAUUCCCAGUAUUGUACAGAGGAGAAUCACAGGAUCCCACAGGAGGAUCAGGUAGAACGUCUUUCUCGUAUAAAGGCAGAAGAUAUAAGGAGAGAAGAAGAGACGUAUGUGGCUGAUAUAAAGGAAGAAGAUAUAGAUGGAGAAGAAGAGACGUAUGUGGCUGAUAUAAAGGCAGAAGAUAUACAGGGAGAAGAAGAGACGUAUGUGACUGAUAUAAAGGAAGAAGAUAUAGAGGGAGAAGAAGAGACGUAUGUGGCUGAUAUAAAGGCAGAAGAUAUACAGGGAGAAGAAGAGACGUAUGUGACUGAUAUAAAGGAAGAAGAUAUAGAUGGAGAAGAAGAGACGUAUGUGACUGAUAUAAAGGCAGAAGAUAUAGAGGGAGAAGAAGAGACGUAUGUGACUGAUAUAAAGGCAGAUGAUACAGAGGGAGAAGAAGAGACGUAUGUGACUGAUAUAAAGGUAGAAGAUUUAGAGGGAGAAGAAGAGACGUAUGUGACUGAUAUAAAGGCAGAAGAUAUAGAGGGAGAAGAAGAGACUUAUGUGACUGAUGUAAAGGCAGAAGAUAUAGAGGGAGAAGAAGAGACGUAUGUGACUGAUAUAAAGGCAGAAGAUACAGAGGGAGAAGAAGAGACGUAUGUGAGGGGUGAUCAGCAGUGUAAGGAGGAGGAGAUCCCUACAGAUAUCAGCACAGCAGAUGGACACACAAGCAGGAAUAUCACAGAAGGACAUCUAAUGUUAUCCCUGGAUUCUGAAAUAACCAAUUAUGACAGUAGACAGUAUUCUCCAGGAGCUAACCCCAUUACCCCAAUUAUACAUCCAGCUCUAUCAGCUGAUCCCUCUGAUCCUGGGAAAUGUUCUCCUGAUCACUCUGAUAUUGGUGCAUCUGUUACAGCUCUGAGAGUAGAUACAGUGUUUCCCUGGUCUAUAGAUGCCAAAUGUUUUACACAGAACACAAACCUUAUUACUCAUCAGCCAGCUAAGGCAGGUGAGAGGCCAUUUCCAUGUUCUGAGUGUGGGAAAUGUUUUACAUAUAAAUCAUAUCUUGUUAGACAUGAGAGAAGUCACACAGGUGACAUGCCAUAUUCCUGUUCUGAGUGUGGGAAAUGUUUUGCACAGAAAUUACAUUUUGUUACACAUCAGAGAAGUCACACAGGUGAGAAGCCGUAUUCCUGUUCUGAGUGUGGGAAAUGUUUUUCAUCGAAAUACCAUCUUGUUAGUCAUCAGAGAAGUCACACAGGUGAGAAGCCAUAUUCCUGUUCUGAGUGUAGGAAAUGUUUUGCACGGAAAUCACAUCUUGUUAUACAUCAGAGAAGUCACACAGGUGAGAAGCCAUAUUCCUGUUCUGAGUGUGGGAAAUGUUUUUCAUCGAAAUCAGAACUUGUUAUACAUCAGAGAAGUCACACAGGUGAGAAGCCAUAUUCCUGUUCUGAGUGUGGGAAAUGUUUUGCACACAAAUCACAUUUUGUUAUACAUCAGAGAAGUCACACAGGUGAGAAGCCGUAUUCCUGUUCUGAGUGUGGGAAAUGUUUUUCAUCGAAAUACCAUCUUGUUAGUCAUCAGAGAAGUCACACAGGUGAGAAGCCAUAUUCCUGUUCUGAGUGUAGGAAAUGUUUUGCAUGGAAAUCAGCUCUUGUUAUACAUCAGAGAAGUCACACAGGUGAGAAGCCAUAUUCCUGUUCUGAGUGUGGGAAAUGUUUUUCAUCGAAACCAGAUCUUGUUAUACAUCAGAGAAGUCACACAGGUGAGAAGCCGUAUUCCUGUUCUGAGUGUGGGAAAUGUUUUGCACACAAAUCACAUUUUGUUAUACAUCAGAGAAGUCACACAGGUGAGAAGCCGUAUUCCUGUUCUGAGUGUGGGAAAUGUUUUGCACACAAAUCACAAUUUGUUAUUCAUCAGCAUGCUCACACAGGUGAGAUGCCAUUUUCCUGUUCUGAGUGUGGGAAAUGUUUCGCACAGAAAUCCGCUCUUGUUACACAUCAGAGAAUUCACACAGGUGAGAAGCCAUAUUCCCGUUCUCGGUGUGGGAAAUAAGCUCUUUUUUUUAAAUUGUGUAUUCUUUAUUGUAAGUUUUUUAACCCCCCCCCCCCCCCCCAAAAAAAAAAAAUACAACAAACAAUUAUUAAAAUACUUGUAACGAGCGCUAAAAAUUAUGAGAAUUAUAAGAAAGUGGCACCUGUAAGAAAGAUUUGUUAAUACAAAACGUGUUUACAGCUCCUUUUGGAGAAUUUGAGCUCAGUCCGUCACGAUUUCACAAAAUGUGGAAGUUCUAACUUUCCCUAACUACUAACCGGUACCAUGCAGGGCUCCAAGAUGUAGUAUGGUAAGUCCUCUUCUCCCGUGCCACUGCGUCCAGCGGUGGGAGAUCGCGGUUAGUUGUUAAGUCGCGGCUCGAUGACGUCACACUGCGGCUCGGCGUCAGGGAAUUCGGGACGGUCAAAUGGUAAACUGUAGCUCUGUGCCUCCAACGCGUUUUGUGCGUCACAAUCAUGGCAGAUACAGUAGAGCAUGCAAUAUGCCGACAGGAGUACUGUCAGACAAUGUAUACCAAAUAAAAUUACAAUACAUACCCAACAAAAACAGGAUAUAUAAAGCACUCAUCAGUAUAACAUUAAGCAAUAGGAGCACACAGGCGCCAUGUGAGCUCACAUAUCUAGGAUAAAGUGAGAGUAACCUAUAGCUGAGGAAUAUAGAGAUACAGAGAUAACUAUAUUGCAGGCCAUGAAUAGAAUAGGCAUAGAGUGAAGGAAUAUUGAAAAAAAUAUAUAUAAUUCCGGAGACAUCUGCCAUAAAUCUAAGCAGAAUAAAACAAAACCCUACAGUCUCUAACUAAAUCAAAACAAACCCCGCACCCUGUAUAACCUAACCCCAACCUAGGUAUACCUGGAUCCCCAUAACCCGCCCACCUAAGCUACUUAACUUGUCUAAGCCCUAAUCCCCACCCCAUACCCAAAAUGAGGAUAAAUAAAAUAGAUAUCUGACUGGGGCAACUGAAAAGAUAAUAUCAAAGGAUCUAACUCUAGUAGAACUUCCACGUAUAAACUUACAUAUGUGAACAUAAAAUAUGAAGGAUAGUGUUUGCUAUACCCAAUAGAUAUUCCAAUGCGUAUCUAGAUACAUAAGCUCUUAAAUGAACAUUUUUCAAAUUAAACAUAGUGUGUAACUAUGUAAUAAAGUUAGGCCGAUAAUAAGACAUACAAAAAACAUGAGAAUGGACAAUAUUUUACAGAGAAUCAGUGAGAAAAUAAAACAUAGCGAGGGUCCUGGCAACAGUGAAUCAGUACACAGACUUGGAAAGAAACAAAUUCAGUCUGGGGGACGGGCCCAUUCCGGAACCAUAUAGCCCAACAAUUCACAAACAGUAACCAGCAAACAAAUGGAGUCAUCAGCCAUCUUGUACAGCAUUAUCCAAGUAGAGAAGAGUAAAGGCCUCAGGUCCACAAAAAUUACAGAAUGGAAAUCCAUCCCCCUCCCUAGCACCUCAACGGACUGCAAUGUGAUACAGUACAGUUCUCCAGUGUUCAAAAAGUCACAUUUUGAGGCCCUGAAUGAGAUUACAGUGUGGGUCCACACAGUCCUAAUGACGAGAUGGAGGCUGCCGCUGACAUCCCAUGCACCAUCGGAAACCAGGAAUAACGGCGAAUACGCAUGGGAUUAAUCCGCAACUCCCCCAAUUUAUAACUUGUUGUGUAGCGGAACCCACAGGCUCACCCAAGGGCUCCGAGGGCAUCAACACAGGUAGGCAGGCAGACUGUUCAGGAGAAACGGGCACCGCAACAGUCUCUUCUCCAAACAUAGCAAGAAUCCUUUUCUCAGAUUCCAUAGCAGCCUUCAGGAUAGAGGAGGUUAGAUGUUCAGAGGUACUAGCAGGGUUAAACAUGGCUGCAGGGGGUGCCUCACCAAAGCCAGUAAUAUGUAAAGAAGCACAGAAUAGCAGAUAGAAAUAUUAGAAAGGUCCAGUCUCAAACAGUCAAUAUCAGAGGUAUGAAACGCAGAAGAAAUGGCAGUUCUGUGUGUUCAUGAUGAAGGAGACCUCAGUGUUCAGCAGAGAGCUAUAGUGAAAAAAAGGUGUGCGCUCACUAGGGAAGCAUAGGAGAGAAGUAAUGAAGUUCCUAGGGGCCCGGUCAAAAGAUGGCAUCUACGUGGCGGGAAAGCACUCUUAAUAAGCUGCUCACAGGGUCGGCCAAAAUGCAAGGAUUCCGCUCGCAAUAUAAGGCGACAGCAGCGGCACAGACACGGAGUUAAAAGCACCACUCAGAAGAAGCCGCCCCGCAUUCAGCUUGGGUAAAUAGUCGGGUAGUAGAAGUGGCGGAUCCGCAGCAGGUAAGUUUGGCCACAGUAAACAUGCGGUCAAUCCCGGUGAUGUAGUAGUCUCCCACCACAGCCAGUCAGUGCCAGCAGUCCCCGAAUCAGCAGCCCACCAGCCGGAGUGGUCAGGAGAGGAGAGCCGUAGCUGGAAGUGAACUUGCGCACAGCACAAUGUCAGGCAGUGAGGCCGGCCGCGACACCCAGGAUGUAGGCCACACUACGCAGCUCCGCAAUGCCAAGGUUUUUCUGCAGCUAGAGACAGCACAGACACCAAAAGAUGCAGCACACUGGAACACCCCUGUGGAGCAAUUUCCAACGAGAACGUAGUAGGGAGCAGGAUAUAUCAGCAGGAUGUUGGUCGGGAAAUAAGCUCUUGAUCGGCAUGAGAGAAGUCACACAGGUGAGAAGCCGUAUUCCUGUUCUGAGUGUGGGAAAUGUUUUGCACAGAAAUCACAUCUUGUUACACA
This is a messenger RNA of Pseudophryne corroboree (corroboree frog), 5547 nucleotides long. RefSeq names its product zinc finger protein 568-like. Gene Ontology annotation, molecular function: RNA polymerase II cis-regulatory region sequence-specific DNA binding; DNA-binding transcription factor activity. Gene Ontology annotation, biological process: regulation of transcription by RNA polymerase II. The coding region runs from base 134 to 2806 and encodes 890 amino acids. NCBI's taxonomy places the organism in Eukaryota, Metazoa, Chordata, Amphibia, Anura, Myobatrachidae. The transcript has 10 exons. The record is from RefSeq and is a predicted model, not a curated record.